GUGCGCUGGUUCGGCCUGUUUCGGCAGUAGCCGGACAUUUUCGCCUCUUUGUUUUACUGACAGUGGAUUUAACUCGAAAUCAGCCCAAUAUCCAGCGGACCGCUCCACCAACAAACAGCUGUGUGAAGCAGAGCACAGGAUGCAGAGUUAACGCUACCCUGUGUUUCCCAGAAGAAGCCUGGCUGCCAGACCCUCAGCAGUACACACAUGGCGGCAUUAGGGAACCCCGAGAUGUUAACCAGAAAGAUCAAGCUGUGGGACAUCAAUGCCCACAUCACCUGUCGUCUAUGCGAGGGGUACCUGAUCGAUGCCACAACGGUCACCGAGUGCUUACACACAUUCUGCAGAAGCUGUUUGGUGAAAUAUCUGGAGGAGAACAACACGUGCCCCACAUGUCGGAUUGUCAUUCACCAGAGUCAUCCACUGCAGUACAUCGGCCAUGAUCGAACAAUGCAAGAUAUUGUCUUUAAGUUGGUGCCAGGACUGCAGGAAGCGGAGAUGAAGAAACAGAGAGAGUUCUAUCAGAAGUUAGGCAUGGAGGUGCCUGGAGACAUCAAAGGUGAACUGUGUAACGCAAAAACCCACCUGGACUCUCAGCGCAAUGGUGACCUGAAAUCGGAAGACCCAUCUAAUAAAGAUGCAGGAGAGGAGAAAGCGGAGGAAGACAAUGAUUACCACCGCAGUGAUGAGCAGGUGAGCAUCUGUCUGGAGUGUAACAGCAGUAAACUCAGAGGACUUAAGCGAAAAUGGAUUCGUUGUUCGGCUCAGGCCACCGUUCUCCACCUCAAGAAGUUCAUCGCAAAAAAGCUCAACCUGACUUCCUUUAAUGAGCUGGACAUCUUAUGCAAUGAAGAAAUCUUGGGCAAGGACCAUACUUUGAAAUUUGUCGUGGUAACAAGAUGGAGAUUUAAGAAAUCGCCUCUCCUCCUGCAUUACAGACCCAAAAUGGAUUUGCUGUAGUUGGACAAAAAUGGUUGGUUGUUUUGGCCUGGCGGCUUAGGACUUUGCUACACUCUGUAUAUGCAGAGACCAUCAACUCCCACACCAAAAAAAAUAAAGACGUCUUUUAUGAGUCAACAUAGACACGAGCCAGCAAACAACAAAUCCAGCACAGCCACUGCGACACUGUCGGCUUUUACGGGAACAACCGCUUUUUCUGUCUGUUUGUCCGCUAUAUGUCCUAGAUAUGUGAAAAAUUGAGAGAAAGCAUAUAUUUAUACUUUUGUAUAGACAAGAGAAGUGGAACCAAGACCCUAUUGGUGCGCUGUUUACACAUUAAAAGAAAAAGAAAAAAAGAAAAAAAAAAAGGAAAGGUUUAAAGAUAUGUUGUACCAUAGGACUUUGUUCCAACCUCAACUAUGGGCAAAAGAUGGUGCUCUUUGUCUGCCAUCCUCCGUGGAAGUGUCCUCUUACACUGCUAACCAGGGGAGAGGAGGCGUUUCAAACUGACCGCUCUCUCUCAGGUCUUAUUCAACACUUCUCGGGAGCGCAGAACCUUUCUAAGCUUAUAUAAAGCGGUUUAUAUGAGUUGUGUAUUAUCUCUCAUUUUUCUUUACUUUUUUCGGGGUCGCUACAAGUGGAAUUGUGAAUAGGCAAAUUUAUGUGUAGUAUUUAUGUUCUAUUUACCAUAUUGUAUAUAAAAGUUGUUAACAGAGAGAAGCGAGAAGGAAUGGAAGAUGUUAUGAAAGUGUGAGUGUGUCUGUGUGUGAAAGAUUAAAUGUUUGAGAAAAAGAGACUGGUUAGAGUGGUUUUCCAAAAGUGCUAUAUUAUGAGCUGCAUGUAUGUGGCGACAUGUCAAUGGAAUAUUAAUCCUGGUGUAAAUUCAAGAUUCCCAAUGGUGCGAAUCUCACAAAAACAUGUCCGGGUCAUAUAUUAGCCCAAUAAUCAAAAGUUACAAAUUUGAGAUUUCAUAUUGCUGGAAGAAAAUGAAGCCUUUUUAUUUGUAUUUUGCAUUGGGACAUUAUUUUCAUGACAAUUAAGCACAUUGUCCCCAAAUUUAUUUUCUAUUUAAUAGUAGGAUAGGAAUCAGUUACUUUCUUGUUACUGUAAUCCUUCAUUUUUAACUGUAUUACAGUACAGAAUUUCUGUAAUUCUGUCUUUUUCCCAUUUAAAUCAGCAUAAAGGCAGUGCAACAAAGGUGCCAUGAUGUGUAAAUACUAUUUAAAUACAUGUAGAUAAAUAAAUUUUUUUCACAUUAUAGUAACAAGAGUGAGGAUUGUUUUACAUUAUGGUAAAGAAAUGGAGAGUGCUUAAUUGUCAUGUAAAUAAUGUAACAAUCAAGCAUUUUUAUAGUCCUAAAAAUAAGGCUUUAUUUUCUUAAAAUAACAAAUCUAUAUUUGAUUCUGGUUGAAACAUUAACUGGACAUGCUUUUGACAGAUUUCGUAAGAUUCACCCUAUAUCAGUACAUCUCUUAUCAGUGCAGACUUUGAUGAUGCAAAAAGCAUAUGUUUUGAUCCUCUUUAAUUAUUAAAUGCAGCAGAGAUAUUAAUUGGAAGUGAUUUUGAAAUGUGUUUAAUCAUCCAACCCUUGUGGUCUUUAAUUUGCAUCCCUAGAAUCAUUAAGGAGGUGUAAUAAUGAAUCCUUAAUAACUAAAUAUGUUUAUAUCUUUAACUUGCUUUAAAAACAGCCAACCUGCCCUUCUUACAUAUGUGUAUUUCCCACAGCCUCAGAGUCAUAUAUGCAAUGCAUCACCUUUUAAUUGAGACAAAAAGAUGAAACAUUGAGUCCUUUGACAUUGUAUCAGUUCUCUGCUCCUCCGCUGUAUGAAUGUAACCCACAUAUAACCGUCCAUAUGUAUUGUACAGCUCUUUGUUUUAUUGCUGUCUUCGGUGCCAAAGGCUUAACACACCCUCCUGACUUCACUCUGUUCUGCAUGGCAAGUUGUACGAAUGGCUGAAUGCAUACGGCAAAAUCCACCUAAAGCAUUUGACCUUGACUGAUUAGAUACUGAGGAAUAUAGCGAAUUAAGAUUAGAUUUGACUUAUUGGGUUAAUGACCAGUCAUUAAAAUGGACCUUUUCUGUCUUUUCUUUUAUUCUGGUUAUUUAAAUGAGCCUUCCUUGAAGUUUGAAAUGUUGACAUCCAAUUAAUACAUGGCGGAGUCUAGUUGAUCAAAUAUUAAAGGGCUUUUUGAUUUGUAAGGGAUGUGAUUUAUUUCAAGUACUUCUUGGAGGAGCUAAUUGACAAAUUGGUUUGAUAUCCAAACAAUGUGUUAAAACGAGCUGCAUUAGUUUUUACUACGGAAAAGUAGAUGAUGCAGUAAAAAGGUCUGCUCAUUAUAGCGGUCAACAUUCAAACGGGUAAAUGGCAAACCAGCUUGACCAAAUCUUUCUGGUUCACUUCAUAUGUUAAUCUGUUAUUACUGAUGGCUUGUGUGUUCAAUAGUAUUGGAUUGUAUUCUUGCUUUGAAACACUCACCAGUGAAAUACGUCUAAACUGGACUGCCCUUGAAUCUGUUUUCUCAGUGUCUUAAAAUGUUAAUUAUCUCUGUAACAUUAUUUUAAAGCAGCGUGUUGUUUUGCUUUAUUGCAUCACCGACAUGCUCUUGUGAAGGUGAUGUGGUCAUAAUGAUUUCCAUUUGAGCAGUUUCUUCUCAUUUUCUGUUGUUAAAUAUUGUAUUCUUAUGUGUGUGUGUGUGUGUGUGUGUGUGUGUGUGUGUGUGUGUGUGUGUGUGUGUGUGUGUGUGUCAGCCAUUUCAUGCAAACUACAUGUUCAUAUGGCUACAGUUCCAAACACAAACUGCAGAUUUUUUGCAAUGUGUCCUCAAUGCCUGGUGUGAAUGCAACAAAUGCAUGCUUUUAACAUUUUAUUUAAAGCAUUUAUGACUCCAGCAUUCAUUAUGAAUGGCUGGCAGGGUCAUACUUUUGGAGCGGUUGGGGUCAGAGGAGUCGUUGCCAUGGUGAAGCCUGGUGUUUCUCUUAUUUGAGCCAAUAAAUGGUGCUAAUAUUUUGUAACUUUUAAAAAUAAAGAUCUAAACAUGGUGCAGACCUGGCCGAGUCUUAAAAUACUGGUGUUCAGCAUAACUUUCUUGCUUUUUUUUUUAUGUAUUUGGUGCUCUUGGGGUUUGUGAAACUUGUUUUUACACCCUGUCUUAUAAAAAGAAGGGAAGCUGGUUUGGAUUCAUGGAUUUUCAUUUACUGCAUUACCGGGAAACUUUGACAUCGGUGUAGUAGCAGAUUAAGACCAUCGUUGUCAUCUGCCAUCGUAAAGAACACUAGCCUUUAGAGGAAAUGUCUGUCUUUCAUCAUUUUAAUAGGGUUUGUUCACCCAAAGAUGAAAAUUCUGUCAUUUACGUGCCUUCAUAUCGUUCCAAACCCAUUAUGAUGUAGUUUCUACCUUGGAAAGCAAACAGAGAAAUUUGGUGCUCUUUCCCACACAAUGAAAGUGAAUGGGGAUGGGGGCUGUCAGUCCCCUAACUGUCUGUCAACUUUUGUUUUCCACUGUAGAAAGUCAUACUGGUUUGGAAUGACCAACAUGAUCACUGGGACCUCGACAUGUUGCUUCCAAAAGUUCAUACACUGAAAUCGCCCCCAUUCAGCCGAAUUACUGAAAAGCAGCAUUCCCCUUUAGACAGCAUGAAUACAUUUCUCUGUGGUGCUACUGAGAGCAUGUUGACUUGCAGCCUCUGAGAAACAGGUUCUGGUUCUAUGGUAACCAGGAAGUACCCAUGUUCAUAUAAACAAUGGUGCGCGCAGUCCAGAAGUUGCAUUUUCACUCUAAAAUUACAUUUUCACUCCACUGACGGUAAUGUUUAGUGUUGCGGUUUGGGUGAGUGACUAGGCUUAAUAAAAUAUACACUCUCGUUGACAGUAUUACAUCUUUUUCAAAUAAAAAUACAACACUCUUUUAGUGUCACUUUUUUUGAUUUCAUCAGGAAACUGGAGCUCACAUGUUUCCAUAUGAUCAACAACACUUCCAGCUUUGUCCACUAGGGGCAGUGAUUCGAAUUUCUAUAAGCACAGACUGAUUUCAGCUGAUAAACUUUUGAUCUUCUGUUACCGAAUUCACAGUGAGAUCAGUCUGAACUAGCAGGAGUGUAAAUAAAGACAGAAUUCUCAUUUUUGCGUGAAAGAUUCCUUUAAAGCUUUAAUUUUAGUGCAAACAUGGCUACUUGUUCUUGCACAAAUGAAUAUUGUUAAUCCUCUAUCACAAAUCUCCAUGAGGUUGUUCCAUUUCUUUUGGUGUAAGUGACAAACACUUCCUCUGUUGGCUCUGAUAUUGUUUAAACCAUCUCACAGUUUAGUUUUGCUCUCCAUGGACUUCAUUGUGCAUGAGCGGUGCAUUCGUGCUCUGAGGUAGAUUCACUACUCUGCAGUAUUGGGAUGGAUCGAUGCUCAGGCCAUGUUAUCAGGCUUGCAUUGAGACAUCAGCACUACUUGACAGGCAGGCUUUAAGAAGCUUACUGGAGACCCGCUUUACUGCUUUAGAAGCUGUGGACUGUUUCCAGACUCCAGUUGCCAUGACUGGAAGCUGGUCUCCUUGUCGUUUCCAUUUGCUUGCCUUUUGGCGGAGUUUGGUUCUGUGACAAUAGUGCUCUGUGACUGAAUUUUACACUAUAAUUUGAGUGACAAAUCUGGAGAUGGAUGAUAUAAGAUGGACUCAUGGGUGAAUCUCAUGAAAGCUGUCCAAAAAAACAUGUCUAGGUCAUACGACACAAGUUGUAUUUUGCUUAAUGAAGCCUACAGCUUCUACAAAUCUUUGUCCAGUUAUCAAAAAACGCCUGAAAAAUUAAUGGAAAUGUAUUGGUCAAAAAGGAUGGGAACCCUGCAAAUAUUCAAAUAACUAUAUAUAUAUAUAUAUACAUAUACAGUACAUAAUAGUAGUAUUUGUACUGCCUUUAAUGCAUGCUAGUAAAAAAAACUAUUACAGAAAUACAGUUACAAUAAUUUUAUGAAACCACUGAGAAUGAUGGGAAUUACAAAAAUAUGAAAGAUACAAAUUUUGAGGGAAAUGUCACAAUGCAAAAAGACCUUAAAAUAGCAUUCAUUUUCUUUAUGCAAAAUAGUUGCUAUUUGCUGUUCUUUGGAUUAAGAUGUGAAAUUCGGCCUGGACAUGUUUUUGUGAGUCACCCCUUUCAAUCAAAUAGUACCUGUUUCUUUAAUCAUGUGAUAUUUGAGCUGCGCUGGAAAGCACUUCUUAUUUAUUGUCUUCUGAAAAGCUUACAGCGGCCCUAAAAGGGCACUUCAUUACUGUUUAUGUCUCAUUUCUCUAUGAUUAGUCAGUUUUGUGUUGCAUUGAUUGGGGGGGGGCUGUUAUGAUUGGCCAUUUGUGUCUAGUUGCCAGGUGUCUCACUAUGGGUAAUUUUGAACAACUAGUUGGACAACUGGUUUUGUAUUCCACACAAAUUUACUGAAUGUUUGUGUAUUAUUUUUGUGCUUUUAAGGAGAAUUGGUUUAAGAAACCAACCUUCAUAGUGGCAUCUCCAAAUGACCCAUACAUUUUAUCAUCACAGAUAUGUUAAAUGUUAUUUAUUUGUACUGUAAAAUCUGUGUCCUGCAGUACCCUGUUUGUUUUGAUAUAAAAUAUGUCUCGAAAUUUGCUGCCGCUAAUCAAUAUCUUGGUCUGUACAUGCUUUGAUAUAUACAGGAUUCGAAGAUGAAAAUGUAUCACUUUCCUUCUCCGUCAUUCAACAUAUAGUCUCAUCCACUUAUACGCUUUGUGUAUAAAACAAGCUGUAACUUCAAUUUAGGGUUGUGGUCGGACUUAUUCAGACUUAUAAAAUGUUUCAGAUUGAGUUGUGUGGAACAAUCGUUAUGUUUCCAUGGAGAAAAAUGUGCAAUACAUGUCUCUCAGAUGGUUCUUGAUUUCAGCUCUGGAAGCUUCAUUUGAUAAUAUCUGUUCGUUAGGUGCUCAGGUCACCGAUAGAGUCCAUAUACAGUUCUCAUCCCACUAAUUCUACGGGUGCCUGCUUGGCUCAAUUAACACUAAUGUUCCAUACAUAGCACAUGGUUUUCCAUGCAAUUUUAUUUUAACAUCUAUUAUGAUUUGUGUGUGUGUGUGUGUGUGUGUGUGUGUGUGUGUGUGUGUUAAAACGUUGACCUUUAAUAGUGUCCUUUUCCUGUUUUUUUCUUCUUGUAUAAUGAUUAUUUAUUGCACAUGUAAUACAAUUGUUUCCAUAGUUACACAAGAGGAGUUUUGUUUAAACUGGGCUGGAGUUUCUUACAAUUUUAUGGAAGCUUUUGUUGAAAUUUUUAAAGUGUGUAUUUCAUAAA
This is a messenger RNA of Xyrauchen texanus (razorback sucker), 7211 nucleotides long. RefSeq names its product polycomb group RING finger protein 3. The transcript has 10 exons. Bases 208 to 960 code for a protein of 250 amino acids. The record is from RefSeq and is a predicted model, not a curated record. NCBI's taxonomy places the organism in Eukaryota, Metazoa, Chordata, Actinopteri, Cypriniformes, Catostomidae. Gene Ontology annotation, biological process: regulation of transcription by RNA polymerase II. Gene Ontology annotation, cellular component: PRC1 complex.